GAAUUCAUUUUUGCCCGUGGUGCUUUCCACAGCUCCUGAAAGUGUCUGCUGACAGUGAAUGAAAUAAAAGGGGAGGAGAGAGAACAGAGAGAAAGAGGUGUUAUCUUACCAGCCUAUGGAGCUUAUCGCUCCACUCCCUUCAUGACGCUGGCAACUCCUAAGCCUAUAAAACGUGCCUUAGCUCCCAGUCCCCUUCUCCUUCAGCAAAACCAAAAGCAAGAGGUGGCUGUACAGAGGAGGAAUGGGACUCUGUUCUACCCAGAGGUAGCUCUCCUGAUUCAGCUAGUGCAGCAUUUCUAGCAGUCUGAACAGCAUAGCCAAAGCUUUUUCUGACAGCUCUCUCCUUCCCAGUACUUGGCUGUGCUGCCUAACUUCCUUUUUUCUUUCUUUCCUCUUCUUAUCUUUGGGGGGGGGAUUUUGGAGGGUCGGGAGAGGGAGGUGGGAGAGACAUUCCCUGAAGAAAGCGGAGGAUCAUCCAAGAUGACUUCUGUCCCCAUAGCCAACUGGAGUGUGAGCAGCAGGUGGAACAGCAGCCUCGCUGCAGCAGGCGAUCCCUGGGGACAGGCGCUGGGAGCCCCAGCUGGAAAUGCUUCUACCCCCGUGGCAGCCAACUUCUCCAAUCAGUUUGUGCAGCCCUCCUGGCGCAUCGCCCUGUGGUCCCUGGCAUACGGCGCUGUGGUGGCGGUGGCCAUUUUUGGGAAUCUCAUUGUCAUCUGGAUCAUCCUGGCUCAUAAGCGCAUGCGGACGGUGACCAAUUACUUCCUGGUGAACCUGGCCUUCUCCGAUGCCUCCAUGGCUGCUUUCAACACUCUCAUCAACUUCAUCUAUGCGCUGCAUAGUGAGUGGUACUUUGGGGAGGCUUACUGCCGCUUCCACAACUUCUUCCCCAUCACAGCUGUCUUCGCCAGCAUCUACUCCAUGACGGCGAUUGCCGUGGACAGGUACAUGGCCAUUAUUGAUCCCUUGAAACCCAGGCUCUCUGCAACUGCUACCAAGGUGGUCAUUGGGAGCAUAUGGAUUUUGGCUUUCCUGUUAGCCUUUCCUCAGUGCCUCUACUCCAUAACCAAGAUGAUGCCUGGGAGAACUCUUUGCUAUGUAGCAUGGCCAGGUGGUCCAAAACAGCAUUUUACGUAUCAUGUCAUUGUGAUUGUGCUGGUCUACUGUUUCCCACUGCUUGUCAUGGGCAUCACUUAUUCCAUAGUGGGAAUUACUCUCUGGGGAGGAGAAAUACCAGGUGACACAUCCGACAAAUAUCAUGAGCAACUCAAAGCUAAGAGAAAGGUGGUAAAAAUGAUGAUUGUGGUUGUGUUGACAUUUGCCAUCUGUUGGCUGCCCUAUCACACUUACUUCAUAGUUACGGGGAUCUAUCAACAAUUAAAUCGGUGGAAAUACAUUCAGCAAAUCUAUUUGGCCAGUUUUUGGCUUGCCAUGAGCUCUACCAUGUACAAUCCCAUUAUCUACUGCUGCCUUAAUAAGAGGUUCCGAGCUGGCUUCAAACGAGCUUUCCGCUGGUGCCCCUUCAUUGAGGUGUCCAGCCACGAUGAGAUGGAGCUCAAGGCGGCCAGGUUUCACCCCACCCGGCAAAGCAGCCUCUAUGCUGUGUCCCGUAUGGAGUCCAGCAUGACCGUAGUGCUUGAUGAUGGAGACAACUCCCAUGCCAGCCGCAAGAAGAAAGCAGCAGCUCUAAGGGACGCAAGUUUCAAUGGCUGUUCGCAGAGGAACUCCAAGACCACCUCUGCAGCCUCGAGUUUCCUCAGCUCUCCGCGCACAUCAGCAGAUGAUUAUUCCUAAGCAUUUCAGGGUGACACUUGCUGGAAGGGCAAUGCUGGAUGGGCGAGAGGCAACACUCUCCCACCUCAGAACUAGGUAACCGUAUCACCAGAAAACAGUCACAAUUCAGCCGAUGAAGCCUAGCUACAAAUAUCAUGAGACUUUUAGGCAUCACUUUACGUUUGUGCUUUGGAGAGAAAGAACUUGAAGACAUACAUACUCAUCAGUCCAAAAGCACAGUCACACCUUAUACAUAGCAUUGUUUGUAAUCUAAACAUUAACUGAAACAAGCCAAUAGCAUAAAAAAACAUUGUUUCAGCUGUGUCUGACCUGUGGUGUUUCUGUUUCAUUUACUGAAAUACAACAGGCUCCUUCACGUACUGAAGCUGGAUUCAACCCACAUACGUAUCCCUUCCCAGCAACUACGGAUGCCCAGCAUCGUGGUGGUGAGUGUAUUACAGAGACCAGCCAUUGGAGUCGUGUUUGUAUUGUGAUUCACCUGUACAGUGCAAUUCCUAUAUUCUGCUAAAUGUAACUUGUACU
This is a messenger RNA of Oxyura jamaicensis (ruddy duck), 2313 nucleotides long. It is a transcript of the gene TACR3, whose product is annotated as tachykinin receptor 3. Gene Ontology annotation, molecular function: tachykinin receptor activity. The transcript is spliced from 5 exons. Gene Ontology annotation, cellular component: plasma membrane; sperm midpiece. NCBI's taxonomy places the organism in Eukaryota, Metazoa, Chordata, Aves, Anseriformes, Anatidae. Gene Ontology annotation, biological process: positive regulation of flagellated sperm motility; G protein-coupled receptor signaling pathway. The record is from RefSeq and is a predicted model, not a curated record. The coding region runs from base 481 to 1791 and encodes 436 amino acids.